AUGAAUAACAUCAGCAGGUGUCUCGAGACCGGACGCCAAUUAAGACUCACCAUGGAGCAGGCCCCCGAUGCAACGUCUAGAAGAAAGGCGAAAGGGGAGUACCUGCUCUACAAGGACAGGCUGAUGGUGAAACUGCAUCGUGUGCUGGACUCCCUCGACAUGAUGGAUGGCAGAUAUGCCAGCGAGGUCGAGCUCUUCUUGCGACUGGUCUCCGAAAAAAAGGAGGUGUACCGGCGAUUACAUGGAAUGGACUUGCGUCACGGAAUUCCCGUGAGAGUCCAGGAGAAGAUCGCCUGGCUCCGCUGCAUGGAAACUGAUAAACUCAGCCUAGGAGUAAGAGUCAACAUGAAGAUUGGCGAGGUAUUUGACCAACACCUGAAGCCUCUGACGAAUGGUGUUGAACUGUCUAUUUGUUGCCCCCAUCGUUUUCGAUAUUUGCAAAAAGUAAACCCUUUUUUUUUAUGA
Molecule: messenger RNA, 465 nt
Organism: Huiozyma naganishii CBS 8797
Lineage: Eukaryota; Fungi; Ascomycota; Saccharomycetes; Saccharomycetales; Saccharomycetaceae
Exons: 1
Coding region: 1-465 (154 amino acids)
Source: RefSeq, a predicted model, not a curated record